CAGGAGACGGACUCGUUCGAACGGAAAACGAUGAUCCGAGCGUAAACGAUCUUUGUAUCAAUCGACAGGAAACUUAUCGACGGAUAUGAUUGUGCGCACGUAGCAAAGAAAACAAGAAAAUGAGACUGUCAUUAGUGAUUCUUGGGGUUUUUUCCUUUCUCGAUUUAUACAAAUUCACGAACGCCUGGGACAAUGACGAAUUGGAAGUGUUCGACGUCGUCGAGGAGGUCAAUCAAAAUUUCUACGAAGUCCUUGGUGUUCCACAGGUUGCGAAUGCCUCUGAGAUUAAAAAGGCAUUUAGGAGGUUGUCCCUUCAGUUACAUCCGGAUAAGAAUCCUGCAGAGGAUGCAGAACAGCAGUUUAGAAAGCUAGUCGCUGUGUACGAUGUACUGAAAGAUCCUGGGAGGCGGCAACGGUACGAUAAUGUGCUGGUCAAUGGACUGCCGAAUUGGCGGUCGGCUGUGUAUUAUUACCGCCAUGUGCGGAAAAUGGGUCUUGUAGAAUUAAGCAUAAUUUUAUUCUUAGUCUUUACGGUCGGACAAUAUUUGGUGGCGUGGGGUGCAUAUUUCGAGAAACGGUAUACAUAUGAGCAAGUAUUAGGGAGUAAGCUUCAGAAGAUGCAGAAGAAGAAUAAAAAAGGGAAGAUGGAUGUGCCGGAUUUAGCAGACAUCUUGGAGAAGAUUCCUACUCCGAGCAUUUGGAAUACUCUUCCAUUCCAGUUUCCACGAUGGAUAAUAUCGUUUACGUUAUCCAUACCCAGUCUCAUUCGCGCGAUGCGCGACGCCGUGGAAGAAAGAAAACGUAGGAAAAAAGAAGAGGAGGAGGCAUCAGCACAGGAGAUUGAACCGCUGGAACCACCGGAACCUGUAUCUCGGACUAGAAGACGUAGACCUGCUUUCACGCCGCAAGAAAGAAGCAGUAACAAUUACAAGGAAGUUACACGAAAGGACUGUGAUCAGACUAAUCAUGUCUAUCAGAAGCCUGCUCCGACUGGUGGGGGAUUGUGGACCGAUGAUGAUAUAUUGGAACUGAUCAAGCUUGUGAAAAAAUAUCCCACUGGCACAUCGGAGCGAUGGGACAAGAUUGCGGAUGCAAUGAAUCGUACCAUUGCGGAUGUAACAUAUAUGGCGAAGAAGGUGAAAGAUGAAGGCUUGAAGCCUGGCUCUACCACCGAGGAGACUCUGACGGAUGAACGUUCGAAGAAAACGAAGACACGCAUCAAGAAUAAUGAUAACGUGGAUAAUGGCACCGAGUGGAGUCAAGAGCAACAGAAAGCGUUGGAAGCAGCGCUUGGAAAGUAUUUUAAGGGCACGUCUGUAGAUAAGUGGGAGAAAAUAGCGAGUUGCGUUGAAGGGAAAACAAAGGACGAGUGCCAAGCGAGGUUUAGGCAAUUGGUGGAUUUAGUGAAGAAGAAGCAACAGACUUAAUAGCCUGCCAUGUGUACAAGAUGUUCCUUCGACGAAACGUAUAGUCCAUACAAUCAAGUUCGGAAAUAGUAUUCAAUUUAUAUCUCAUGAAAAUGAAUGUUUCAUGGCUGUUCUACAACAUUUCAUAUUGAAUCAGUUGCAGAUUUCUUAAAGGAUUCUCUUAUACAGAAAUGAUAUUCGAAAUAUAAUUGCAUUAAAAGCGAUGAAACUUUAUACUCGAAGGGGGAUACUAAACAUAAUUUCAUUAUUAAAUGUUUCCGGAGAAUGUAUUUAUUUAAUAAAUUUAAUAAUUAAUUAAGAGGAGAAGACUGACAGAUUAUCAUGAUUGAACAUUUUCCUGUUCUUUCAGAUUAACGUUCCACUUGUGUACCAGUGUCGUCUGUCGAAUCGAGUAUAUAUUUCACUUUUCGAACUCGUGGAGAACAGUAUAUAACAUAAUGCCAAAGGACAUAAUAACUUUUCUAUUCUUUUAGCAUAUAUCGAUAUCCGUAUUCGUUAAAAUGAGAAUGUCGUCCGUCUCACAUAUUUUUCGAAGUUUUAUCAAUUCUCCAAUUUAAAAUCAUAUAUUUAUA
This is a messenger RNA of Dufourea novaeangliae, 1999 nucleotides long. Its product is annotated as dnaJ homolog subfamily C member 1-like. The record is from RefSeq and is a predicted model, not a curated record. Lineage: Eukaryota; Metazoa; Arthropoda; Insecta; Hymenoptera; Halictidae. Gene Ontology annotation, cellular component: endomembrane system. The transcript is spliced from 7 exons. Bases 120 to 1427 code for a protein of 435 amino acids.